AUGUCCGACUCCCCUCAAUCUCCUCCAAAGGAUGUCGACCAAGGUGCACAGUCACCCGACGAGGAAGGACAAAUGAAUGAUAACCAGGAACCCCACUCGGCCGGAGGGACUGGCUAUGAGUUUGAAGGUGUCAAGGAGCAAGACCGGUGGUUGCCUAUAGCCAAUGGUAUGUCCUCAUCGUCCCCCCUUCGGCGCCAUUCUCGAAUCAUGAUUGCUUGCCGCAUGUGUGAGACGCCGCGCGCCUCCAAGGCCGACAAAUCCGAUGAGCUAGAUGCUAACAUCCGCAACUUUGCUCCAGUCGCCCGAAUCAUGAAGAAUGCCCUACCUGACAACGCCAAGAUUGCGAAAGAGGCCAAAGAGUGCAUGCAGGAGUGUGUUAGCGAGUUCAUCUCCUUCAUAACCAGCGAAGCCUCGGAGAAAUGUCAGCAAGAAAAACGCAAGACAGUCAACGGAGAAGACAUUUUGUUUGCCAUGACUUCACUGGGUUUCGAGAACUAUGCGGAGGCUCUAAAGGUCUAUCUCUCAAAGUACCGUGAGCAACAAAAUCAAUCGAACCGUGAUCGUGUCCUAGAGAACAACAACUGGGGCGGCGCAAUGAUCCCGGGUGCCGAAAAGACUGAGCCAGGCACAACGAGUGCCGAUUAUGCACCCCCCGAGGGAACGAAUCCUGCCGAAGGGGGCGCCGAUCCGAACUACAUGUAUACUUCUCAUGCCGGUCACAACGGAGCUGGUGCUGGCGAGAGUUAUUAG
Molecule: messenger RNA, 750 nt
Organism: Trichoderma aggressivum f. europaeum
Lineage: Eukaryota; Fungi; Ascomycota; Sordariomycetes; Hypocreales; Hypocreaceae
Product: transcriptional regulator family: Histone-like TF
Exons: 4
Coding region: 1-750 (249 amino acids)
Biological process (GO): regulation of transcription by RNA polymerase II
Cellular component (GO): nucleus; CCAAT-binding factor complex
Molecular function (GO): DNA-binding transcription activator activity, RNA polymerase II-specific; protein heterodimerization activity; RNA polymerase II cis-regulatory region sequence-specific DNA binding
Source: RefSeq, a predicted model, not a curated record